Molecule: messenger RNA, 10007 nt
Organism: Felis catus (domestic cat)
Lineage: Eukaryota; Metazoa; Chordata; Mammalia; Carnivora; Felidae
Gene: BACH2
Product: BTB domain and CNC homolog 2
Exons: 6
Coding region: 1620-4142 (840 amino acids)
Biological process (GO): regulation of transcription by RNA polymerase II
Molecular function (GO): DNA-binding transcription factor activity, RNA polymerase II-specific; RNA polymerase II cis-regulatory region sequence-specific DNA binding; protein binding
Source: RefSeq, a predicted model, not a curated record
CCUGCCUGGGAUUCUUUCUCUUCUGUUCUCUUUGUCCCUCCUCCCCUUCUCACUCUCGCUCUCUCUCUCAAAAUAAAUCAACUUUUUAAAAAUAUGAAUUUGUUAACAUUUCUUCCAUUGUAUGUAACUCAUAUAGUCUGGCUCCUGUGAACCUUUUCAGCAUCAUGCUCCAGACUCACCCUCUGUCUGUUCUCCAUCUGGGGAUGGUUUUUGAAUAUGCCAUAUUCACUCCUUCCACUUGGCCACUCCAUUUGUUCCCUCUGCCUGAAAUGUUUCUCCAUCCCCUAUCCCAACAGCUCCAGUUUCCCUUCUUCAGGGACUCCUCCUCUCCCCCUCAUUAACCUAGGUCCCCCGAUUAUGCUUUCAUUGGCACCAUGUACCUUUUCAGGAUAACACUACUGCUGUUGUUGUUUUGUCUUUAUUUUCAUGUUUGUUUCAUUAAUGUUUGUCUCACCAAUUAGUCUCUAAACUCCUAUGGGCAAGUAGUUCCUUUUUUCCAUGUUUCCAGUGACCAGUGCAGGAAUGGACACAUAGUAGGUUUUUAGUGAAUAUUGUUGAGUGACCUUCUACAGAUAUCUCUGGGGCCCACCCAGUGGCCAUUAGCCCCUUUCUUUCUAGCACAACCCUGACUUGGUUGAAGUAUUUACUUUCCUCCAGCUGCUCUAGGGCAGCUGGCCCAGGCCCCAACUCCAGUUCUUGAUCCAGGGGGUAAAUUUUUGGUUACUCUAACCAAAUCAACAUAGACAGAAAGAUGGAAAGAACCUGGGUGCUUAAUGAUGUUGCUGAGGUGCUAUAAAUAAACCAGUCCUGGGACAGUUCUACCUCCAUGCAACUCUGUUGUGUGAGAUAAUAAAUCCUCUUAUUUGUUUAGGUCAAUUCAGUUUUCUUUUCCUGAAAAUAUUCUAAUACAGAAUGUCUUGAGUAAAUGAACAGAUGAAUAAAUGAACGACUUCAACUCACGUCUUCACCAGUCCCUUUGUAGUUGAAUUUUCGUUCUCCUCAUUUCUAUAAAGCAUUGGGCUGCUCGUAGAGAUGCUGACCGGUUUUGAACACAGUGCUGAAAUCCCAAAUAACUCCUCUGUGCUUUGAGAAUUGAGAACCUAAAUGCCUCAUACUCUGAACUUGAACUCACAUUCUUCUUCACCUCUCACCUUUUGGCUCCGCACUCUGUUCAUAACUUUUUGGGCAAGCUCUUCUCUGAGGAGGUUGAGAGUCAGAUUAAGUCAUACCCAGCAGUUUCCUGUUUGUGAGCCUUGAAGCUCUUGAAGACUGCGGGCAGGUUUGACAGAACCUGUAGGUGUUUUCAGACGCUGAGCUGAUUCAUCCCCUUUGGUUGCUAAUUCUCCCCAGCUACCAUACCAUCUCUUCUCUCUGGAUACUGCACAGUUUCUCUUUGUGUGGGGAUAGGAUUCUCAAGACCUGCCCACUCCAUGCAUUCUGUGUCUUUUCUACGUUUUGGUGGACACUCACUGACCUGUCACAAGGUUGCCCUGCAAAGCUUUGGGGUCCAUGUCUGAAUGGAUUGCUGUAGCCUUCUCAUCUCUCCCUUCGCCCAGUUCCCUGCAUCCUAAGACUCGAAGCCAGCACAGAGCCUGGAAAAAUUACAUGGUGUGAACGGCAUGUCUGUGGAUGAGAAGCCUGACUCCCCCAUGUAUGUGUAUGAGUCCACAGUCCACUGCACCAACAUCCUCCUGGGCCUCAAUGACCAACGGAAAAAGGAUAUUCUCUGUGACGUGACUCUGAUCGUGGAAAGGAAGGAGUUCCGGGCCCACCGGGCUGUGCUGGCCGCAUGCAGUGAAUAUUUCUGGCAGGCGCUGGUUGGACAGACGAAAAAUGACUUGGUGGUCAGCUUGCCUGAGGAGGUCACGGCCAGGGGCUUCGGACCGCUGUUACAGUUUGCCUACACCGCCAAGCUAUUACUCAGCAGAGAAAACAUCCGCGAGGUCAUCCGCUGCGCCGAGUUCCUGCGCAUGCAUAACCUGGAGGACUCCUGCUUCAGCUUCCUGCAGACCCAGCUCCUGAACAGCGAGGAUGGCCUGUUCGUGUGCCGAAAGGACGCUGCGUGCCCCCGCGCGCACGAGGACCGUGAGAACUCCGCGGGGGAGGAGGAGGAGGAAGAGGAGGAGACGAUGGACUCGGACACGGCCAAGGUGGCUUGCCCCAGGGACCAGAUGCUUCCAGACCCCAUCAGCUUUGAGGCCGCUGCCAUCCCAGUAGCAGAGAAGGAAGAAGCUUUGCUGCCCGAGUCCGAUGUGCCGCCCGACAGCAAGGAGAGCUCCGAGAAGGACGCGUUAAGGCAGUACCCCAGAUACAAGAAAUACCAGCUUGCAUGUACCAAGAAUGUCUAUAAUGCAUCAUCACACAGUACCUCAGGUUUUGCAAGCACAUUCAGUGAAGAUAACUCUGGCAACAGCCUCAAGCCGGGGCUUGCCAUGGGGCAGAUUAAAAGUGAGCCGCCCAGUGAAGAGAACGAGGAAGAGAGCAUCGCGCUCUGCCUGUCCGGAGAUGAGCCUGACAUCAAGGACAGAGCGGGGGACGUCGAAAUGGACCGGAAACAGCCCAGCCCUGCCCCCGCCCCCGCCCCCCCUGCCGGGGCCACCUGCCUGGAGAGAUCCGGGAGUGUGUCCUCCCCCUCCUGCUUAAGGUCUCUGUUCAUAACAAAAAGUGUGGAGUUGUCUGGCCUGCCCGGUACCUCUCAGCAGCACUUUGCCAGGAGUUCAGCGUGCCCUUUUGACAAGGGGAUCACUCAGGGUGACCUUAAAACUGACUACACCCCUUUCCCGGGGAGUUACGGACAGCCCCACCUGGGCCAGAAGGACGUGUCCAACUUCACCAUGGGGUCGCCCCUCAAGGGGCCUGGGUUGGAGGCUCUCUGUAAACAGGAAGGAGAGCUGGACCGGAGAAGUGUGAUCUUCUCCUCGAGCGCUUGUGACCAAGUGAGCACUGCGGUGCAUUCAUAUUCUGGGGUAAGCAGUUUGGACAAAGACCUCUCUGAGCCGGUGCCAAAGGGUCUGUGGGUGGGGGCUGGCCAGUCCCUCCCCAGCUCACAGGCCUACUCCCACGGUGGGCUGAUGGCUGACCAUUUGCCAGGAAGGAUACGGCCCAACACUAGCUGCCCGGUGCCAAUCAAAGUCUGCCCUCGCUCGCCCCCCUUGGAGACCAGGACCAGGACCUCCAGCUCGUGCUCUUCCUAUUCCUACGCAGAGGACGGGAGUGGGGGCUCACCCUGCAGCCUCCCUCUCUGUGAGUUCUCCUCCUCGCCCUGUUCCCAGGGAGCCAGAUUCCUUGCCACAGAACAUCAGGAACCAGGCCUGAUGGGAGAUGGAAUGUACAACCAAGUCCGACCCCAAAUUAAAUGUGAGCAGUCUUAUGGAACCAACUCCAGCGACGAAUCCGGAUCGUUCUCGGAAGCAGACAGUGAGUCGUGUCCUGUGCAGGACAGGGGCCAGGAGGUCAAACUUCCCUUUCCUGUAGAUCAAAUCACAGAUCUUCCAAGGAAUGAUUUCCAGAUGAUGAUUAAGAUGCACAAGCUAACCUCAGAACAGUUAGAGUUCAUUCACGACGUCCGACGGCGCAGCAAGAACCGCAUCGCGGCCCAGCGCUGCCGCAAGAGGAAACUGGACUGUAUUCAGAAUUUAGAAUGUGAAAUCCGCAAAUUGGUGUGUGAGAAAGAGAAGCUGUUGUCAGAGAGGAACCAGCUGAAAGCCUGCAUGGGGGAGCUGCUGGACAACUUCUCCUGCCUUUCCCAGGAAGUGUGCCGCGACAUCCAGAGCCCCGAGCAGAUCCAGGCCCUGCACCGGUACUGCCCCGUCCUCAGACCCGUGGGCCUCCCCGCAGCCUCCAGUAUUAACCCUGCGCCCUUGAGCGUGGAGCAGAACCUGGCCGCCUCCCAGUGCGCGGUGGGGGAAAGCGCCCCCUGCUGCCUGGAGCCGGGAGCGGCUCCCCCCGGGCCCCCCUGGGUGCCCGGCAACACCUCGGAAAACUGUACUUCCGGGAGGAGGCCGGAAGGCGCUGACCCCGGAACCUUCUCGGAGAGAGGGCCUCCUCUUGAAUCCAGGAGCCAGACGGUGACCGUGGAUUUCUGCCAGGAAAUGACUGAUAAGUGUACGACCGACGAACAGCCCAGGAAAGAUUACACCUAGUGACGCGGCCUGCCUCCCAGUUCUCACGCCUCUCCCACCCAGGUGUUCUCCGGUCAGCCUGUGGUGCUGCUCAUCCGUUGUCUGGAAGAACCGAGAAGGAAUUUGGUGCACACUACAGCGUUCUUAGCAGCAAUACUGUUUCUGAGUAUUCCCUCCUCUCUUCAAGCGGGAGUGAUAUACAGUUCCCUUCACAAUGGUGCUACCCCUUGCUCAGGCGAGGAAAGACGGGCGGUGCUGACGCUGCCUGUCUGUGGGUUAAUUUCAGUCUCAACAGGGAUAGACUAGAACACCUCUAGGACCCAACCACGGAUUUUUUUUCUCAGUGGCCCAUGUCACAAACCCUAUCUCAGGAAUUUCUUCUGAAUGUUCAAUUUUUUUCAUUGAAGACAGCUUCUAUACACAUCAAAGUUUUAUAGCUAGACUGUACAUAUUAUAUAUAAUAUAUAUAUAUAAGAUAUAUAUAUAUCCAUAUGCAAAAGUCCUGCAUGCCUCAAUUUUCUCAUCCUAAAACUGGAAAACUUCAUUUCUCAUUUAUAAACAGGUUCCAACAUUCCUCUUCUUUUGUCUCCGAUGCUAGAACUAGUUUGGUAACUGUUAACAUGGUCAUUUUUCUUGCUUCACAGUUCAAUUUCAAUUUGUACUUAUUUAUGGAACAGAAUUCAAUGUUGGAAACUUCUUUUGAGGUUUUAUUUCAGACCCUUUUUUUGUUUGUUUGGUUUGCUUUGGGCACCGUCAGAUGGUGUCAUCUGAGUGUUGUGGGUUGUUUUUUUGUUUUUGUUUUUCUUGCAGAUACUGUACAGUCAUGGUCAACUUUGCCACUUGCACUGAGUUUUGGGUCAAACCUAUUUUCUUAAAUGAAGUUGUUAACUUCGGUAUAACUCGAGUAUACUGUAUAUUCUUUGCUUUUAGUUUAAAAGUAAGACAUUUUAGCUAAUUAAGAAGCACUCAGGUGAUAAUUAUGUAGGAAAAAUAAUCUUGCCAAAUAAUGAAUUCAUCCUAGGAUGUGUAGACAAUAAUCUGCUUGAAUAUUUUUAUAUUUCACCUCCUCCCCACCUUUCCCAGAAGCAAAGUUUAAAUGCAGAGAGUUCAGAGUUGAUGCUGGAUGUUCAGACUCCUAAGUGGGGAGAGAGUUUGGACGUCCACUCAAAAGUGCAUCCAAACAGCAGGAACCCAUGAUUUUGUACCAGAACUCAGCAGGCAUUGGCUCCUAAAAAUCAAGUUAGAACUAUUUUCUCACCCAGGGGGCAAGUCCCAUUCAUUUCAACCCAUCCUCAGGCCCCUGCCUGCCCGUGAAAGUGCAGUGCAGGAGGAAUUUCUUGGAAGGAUUUGUCUGAUCAGCCACCCCACUCCCUUGCCCAGGCCCCAGCUCCCAGGACAUCUCACCUGAGUGGGUUUGAAUCACAGCGCCAGGCGUCCUGGGUUAAUGCAGUUCACCCAGAGUAGGAGAGAGCAGGGCACAUGUAAGCCUGGGGUCUGUCCCUAAUACAGGCAAAAGCAUUUCUUUCUCCCUCCCUUCUCCAAAUGCUUUGAGUUGAAUUCUGAGGUUUUUCUGCUCGUCUCUUGUCCAAAGGCAGAUUUCAUUCUGAGGCUUUGGAUACAGUAUGGCCAAGGAGCCCUCCCUAUCCCCUUCCCCCACCACACACACACCUACCCUCACCUGAUGAUAAUUUUCUUCUCUUGCUGCAAAACUGGUUGGCUUGCAACCCACAGAGAGCAGCUUCCCUUGGCUCUGGGGGCGUGCUGGCCCCUGGCCACGUUUACAGGAAGAUGUGCCCAAGACCCUGCCGCCAGCCUAAGAGGAGGAGGAAUCCGCUCCCUCCCUCCGGUCGGCCUUCCAGCCUGGCUGCAGGUAGAGUCCUGAAAGGUUUGAUGUGGGGAUGGGGUGGUGGGCAGUGGGGACUAGAUGGUUGACUUUGUUUCUUUAUUUGUGCCAUUGUUUGGACAAUAUUAAAGCUGCAUGUAAAAGGGGAAAUUAGUAUAUGACGUAGGCGAAAAGUGAAAUCAUAGUAACAUAUGUUUUAGUAUUAUUAACUCUUUUCUGUACAAAUAUUAGCGCUAAAUGUUUAAAUAUGUAUGAAUGCCAGAAAUUUGUUGGUUCAUGCGGUAGGAUAAAAAAAAAAGGCUUUUCUUUUAAAAUAGUUCCGCUUUUAAAACCUGCCUCUGGGUUUUUGUUUUUUCUCAUGUGCGUGUGUAUGUGUGUGUGCUAGUCUGAGUCAGAUUUUGGUAAAGCUCAGCGUUGGAGCUGCCAUUUUUAUUAUGGUUGUUGGAAUUUCUUGGCCUAGUGGAACGGUUCUGUGCUUCACCGUGGGGUUUGCCUUUGUGGAAAACUGGUGACAGCUGGAAUUUAAAUUCAAUGUGAAUCAUGUGAUACAUCACAGGUGAUAUACAUCCACAGGUGUUAAUGGUGGAGGAGUCAGCCGACAGUAUUGUUUAACUCUCGUGUUGCCUUUUUUAAGUGACCUCCUCUUCUUUUGAAAAAAGAAUGUUUUCUGCUAGUAUCAUAACCAGGUCCAAACAAGCUCGCUGGCAUGACUUACCCUGGCGACAACUCAUGUGCAACUGGUAGUCUUGACCACAUUCCAUCAGUCUCCCCGCUGUCUGUUGUUUGGUCCGCACACACACACCUGUGCCAUGGCCAUUUCCAGGUGGGGAGGGGUCUCCUUAUUUCCCUCCACCCUAACUCAGCCCACAUCCUCCUUCCACCCACCCCCGCCUCGCUUUUCUCCCCCUUCCCCAAUCAAACCCCUACAAUGGGACUGGUUAAAAACACUGCUUGGAAAACUGUCUUUCCAUUUCUUAGAGAUUUUUAACAGGUUGUUAUGAUUUUGUUCACUAUGUACCAUAAACAGUGACUGGCUUUGUGCAAUUGUCUAUGUGACUCGUCUUGUCUUUUACUACCCUGAACCAUGUGUUCAUCCAAAUUGUUUCUGGGUUGAUUCAAAGGGAGGACUAGUUGGGGACCAGAAUCCAAAUUGCCUCAAGUGGAGUUUUAAGAACCAACCUGUCUCCUUUCCCUGGGAUCCCUUAGUGAGGCCCAUGUCUUUUAUGAAAAAGAAAAACAAGUUAAUAGCAAAGAACAGUGUUUGCACAGCAUGGUGGCAUUUAAUUGUGCUUUUAAGGGUCCUUCCUUACAAAAAUAAAGGACCCUGCUGCCAUGGCCUGCUUAGGAGGAUCCCUGCCACAGCCGAGUUGGGUCUCCAAAAACGUAGGCAUGAGCCUUUGGGGCAGGAACAGUGGAGGUGGCCCUGUGGCUGGUUAACAUCCGCCUGGAUCUAGUCCUCCCCUUGGAUCCACCUUUGUUCUACUUGUGUGUCCAGACAACCUCACUUCAUUCAGGUUGGUCAGGCUUUGGGCAGGUGAGUGCUUUGCUGUAUGUGUUUGUUUCUCUGCGUUAUCUGGGGGUGCCUUGAAUAAAAUCAAACUUCAUUACAUACUGAUUCUGGAACAAAACAGUUGCGAAAACAAAACAAAAGAGCUGUCAAACUUACUAGGCCAUCCUGCUAUUUCUAUUCCGGGUUCCCUACCAAUGACUCAGGCGUCAGAGGUGAUGCUGCAGUAUAAAACAUUAUUUUGUAUAUUGUACAAGUAAUUUAUUAACUGUCUUUCUAAAAGUAUGCUGCUUUUAAGAUGCACUAUGACUUUGGAUUUAAUCCUUGUAUUGCUUUCCUGAGGAAGUAAAAAAAAAAAAAAAAAUAGUGAUUAGAAUGCCAGCUGCCACUUCUCCUUAAAAAGGAGGCCAGGGACCAGCCCUAGGACUUGCAUGACAGAACCGCCAGACAUCGAGUGGGCACAAUGUGAAGUUCAAAGCUAUUAUCAAGAGGUCUAGGAGCGCCUGACUGGCUCAGUCAGUAAAGCAUGCGACUCUUGAUCUCGGGGUUGUAAGUUUAAGCCCCAUGUUGGGUGUAGAGAUUACUUAAAAAUAAAAUCUUCUAAGAUAAAAAAAGAUCUAUACCUACACUUUCUCUUUUAAUAUUUUAUAAUUGCCAUUAAAGAAGAAACAAAGGUGUAUAAAGUAUACACCUUUUAAGAAACUGCGAAGUCCCGUCCCUAUGGGCCGCUCCACACCCUGUGGUAGCAGAACCCUCUCAGAGCGAGUAAGGCCUGCAAAGCGCUUUCAGACCCCACUUAGCUGGACCUCUACAUUACACCCCAUUUAAACUAGCAGCUGCUUAAUAAAUGACUUCAAUCUGCUCCCCUACCGCUUACAGUCUUGAAGGAGUCGCAGACCUGGAAGGGAGCAAGAAUCAAGUUUUGUCCUCAAAUUACUGUAAAUAGACUGAGGGACAGAAUUUUUUUUUUUUUUUUUUUUUUAAAGAAUAAAGCUGUUCACUCUAUCAUGAGUUAGUAUCUCUUCCCAAAAUUGAGGAUCUUGUUGUAGGUGCAGUUUUUGGCGAGUCAGUCCACAGUGCCGUGCCCUAUGUGGAGUUGGUUUUCGUGCAGGAAGUCUGUGUGCAUAGAGGCAAUCUGUGUUCAAGCUGUAUGUUUCCAGUACCGCCCGAGCCAUCUCCUGACCCAAGCAUCAAGGACUGAUGCUGUAGAAUAGAAUAUAUUUGUGCACAAAUAGUGUGUGCAGAUAGUAUUUGUACAUAGAAAGGACCUAUUGUGGCAAAUUGAGGAUAAAUUAUUCAACUGACGGUGCAAACACAUUUCUUGCGAAGAAAAGGAAGUGUAUAGUAUUUUCCUACACUCCACCCUGGGAGGUGAUAUUUAUAUCCAGUGAAUAUCCACGCAUUUUAAUCAUAAUAUGAAAAUGACGCUGCCGUUCUGUGAAGAAUACCCCUUGGUUGCAGAGGCCCCACUUUGUAGCUUUGGUUUGAUGUUGUGACAUGGUGCAUGCGUCUCGCUAUCAAGCAAUGGCUAAACAACUCUGACUUUCACUUCAUUCCAGUUUACUGACCUCAGAUAAAACAGUGGCCCUCCUUAGAAGCAGAAGUGCACCAAGACCAUCCAUUCAGUGCCAAGUGUUCCUGGGGGGUUAACGGACACAUAGAUGAGGAAAGAGGGAAGGGACUUGGACAAAGAGGGUUUUUCCUACCAAUGAUGCUAAGUCUCCUACCAAAACAUGUCUGCAGGCAGAGGGGUGACCUCCACCUGGUCCUAACGAUGCAUUGGGUGCGUGUGAAUGCUGGGAUGCCGUCAUUCACACUCUGACACAAGAGACCCGCCACUUCUAGUGAGUGAACAGGAACCUUCCAAAUGCACUUGGGAACUUUGGGCUCUGGUUAGACACAGCCGUUCAAGGCAAGCACCACCUUUGCUUGUGAGGCCAAAAGGGCCUGGGAGAAUUUGUUCCAGAACCAGUCUGAUACAAGUGCACCUCUAAUAUAUGCCUUACAAACUCCAGAGGCCAUAUUCAAAACAGGGUCUUCUCAGUGUAUGCAAGGGGCCACAGCCCUUCUUCUCUUCCUCCCCAGGUCGAACAAUACGGACAGUUUCACACAUAUCUACCUGUAUAACCCUCUGUACCUCUCAUAACUGCUCAACGACUGUAACAGGUUACAUCAGGUGUUUUUCUACAUACUUUUUACACAGAUUCUAUGCGAUUAAUGUAACUUAAUUCAAUGCAUCAUUUUAUUGUACUAGUUCUUAGGCUUGUCUUUUUUUUUCUAAGUGAUUGUGGUUUUUGUUGUGGUUUUUACUGUAAAAAUGAAAUGGCUGUUGAUGCUUAUUCUCUGUAACUAAGAAUUUUUACCUUUUUUGGGGAAAAAAAAGCAUUGCUAUGAACUAAUGAAUUGAAACUUCAUUUACUCAUUGUAAAUACACUAUUGUGCAAAAAAAAAAUUUCACUCAGUUGAAUUGCUAGUGUUAACUGAAUUUUGUCUCGACACCAUUUCUGUUGAUGAAAUAAAGACAUAUCAUUAUGCA